CUGACAGGCUUCUCGCUGAGACACCCGGAAGCAGUCGUAGGUUUAGGUGACGCUGCAUUAGACUGCAAGACAUGAUCCGGUCCAAGCUAUUGGGGUUGCUCCUCCUCAGCCUGGCUCUUGCUGGGGUUCAGGCGCUCACACCGUCUCACCACCUGUCCCUGUCUGAUGUGGCCCGGCUGCAAAACCUCCUGAACCAACCUUUCGACAGCCUGGAGUCCGCCUACUACUCCGUGGUUGGGCUCACCAAGCUCGGAGCGGCUGUUCCGGACCCCGCGGAAGUGUGUCAGUUCCUGAAGUCCCAGCUCGACCCCAGCAGCGUGGAUUCUCUGUUCUUCGCGGCUGAGACCAGCCAGGCCAUCUCAGGGUGUGAGAUUCCUGUAUCCAAUGAAACCAGAGACCUCCUUCUGGCAGCAGUCAGCGAGGACUCCUCCAUGUCUCAGAUUCAUCGAGCGGUGGGCGCUCUCAGCUCGUUGGGCCUGCCUCUGGCUUCACAGGAAGUCGUGGGUGCGCUCACAGCGCGCAUCAACAAGGAGGACAACGUCAUGGCCAUCAUCUCAGCUCUGCAGACUGCGUCCCGCCUGUCCCAGCAGGCAGAACUGGGGGGGAUCCUGGAGGAGAUUGAGGACCUGACGGCUCGUUUGGAUGACCUGGGAGGCGUCUACCUCCAGUUUGAAGAGGGACUUGAGGCCACCGCCCUGUUUGUGGCCGCAGCGUAUGGCCUGUCAGACCAUGUAGACGUGCAGCCCCCUCUCAAGGAGGACCAGGUCAUCCAGCUGGUGAACUCCAUCUUCGGCAAGAAGUCCUGGGACUCUCUGUCCGAGGCCUUCAGUGUGGCGAGUGCCGCCGCCGCUCUGUCCAACAACCGCUUCCAAGUACCCGUCAUCGUCAGCGCUCAGGGACCAGCCACGGUGUCCCACAGCCAGCCAACCCUGCAGCUCCUGGUCACUGAUGUCAUGUCUCAGCCUCUGGCCUCAGCCAGUGUGCUGGUGGAGUCUGCGUACGCUGUGGCCUCCAAGAGCGCCGUCCUCAACCAGGCACCUUUCACUCACAAUGAUGGCGUCUUUGAACUCAACUUCAUGUCCAGCCGGCCGGCCAGUGGAUAUUACCAGUUCACUAUCAACGUGGGCGGGGACAGCCGCCUGGUGGCCAAUCAGGUCGAGCUGAAGGUGAAGGUUUCCACGGAGGUUUCUGUCACCAACAUGGACCUGUCUGUGGUGGACAAGGACCAGAGCAUCGGCACCAAGACCAGCAGGGUGCAGUAUCCCUCCAAAGCCAAGAGCUCCUUCACAGCAGACAGCCACCAGAACUUCGCCAUGUCCUUCCAGCUGGUUGACGUCAACAGCGGCCAGGAGCUCACCCCUCACCAGACCUUCGUGCGGCUGCACAACCAGAAGACGGGCCAGGAGGUGGUGUUCGUCGCUGAGCCCGACAGCAAGAAGCUCUACAAGUUCGAGCUGGACACGGCCGAGCGCAAGUCGGAGUUCGAUUCCAUGUCUGGCACCUAUUCGCUCUACCUCAUGGUUGGAGACGCUACCUUGGAGAACCCCAUCUUGUGGAACGUGGCCGACGUCGUCCUGAAGUUCGCGGACGAGGAAGCUCCAGCCGCUGCCCAGCCAAAGACCCUUUAUGUUCCCAAACCAGAGAUUCAGCAUCUGUUCAGGGAGCCGGAGAAGAAGCCCCCCACCGUGGUUUCCAACACCUUCACUGCGCUCGUCCUCUCCCCCCUCCUGCUGCUGCUCAUUCUGUGGCUUAAGCUUGGAGCCAACAUCUCCAACUUCAGCUUCUCUCCCAGCACCAUCCUGUUCCACCUGGGCCACGCAGCCCUGCUCGGCCUGAUGUACGUCUACUGGACCAACCUGAACAUGUUUCAGACGCUGAAGUACCUGGCGAUCAUCGGCGGCGUGACCUUCCUCGCCGGGAACCGCAUGCUGGCGCAGAAAGCAGUGAAGAGGAUUGCUGCAGAGCAGAGUAGUAGGUUGGCAAAGUAUAGGAGCCUUCGGUAAAGCACCCCCCCCCCCCCCCCCUUUUGUAACGUUCUGCUUCCAGGCUGAAAAUGGAGAAAAAAUGAGGACGAAAAGAAGAAAGUGACGGUGAUCUAUCUUUUUUUUUUUUUUUUUUUUUUUUUUCUGUUCGCAACAAAAUCAGACUAUGGGGGAAGAAAAAUGGCACAGAGGUUCAAGAAUCCAAUUGACGGUUUAAACAUGCAGUACGGCUGUGUUGCCAAACGGAAGAGACGGAGAGCCGACACGGUCUCUGACAGAGCGGACAGAUUCUGCUGCAAAGCUACUGAUCAUUGCACUUCACCCUCCUCUCAUCUUCUCUUUUUGUCCAACACAGCAGAGUUUUUCACUGAGCUGGGAUUUUCUUUGUGAUUUCUUGAUGAAAUUUGGGUUUUGUCCUUUUUUUUUCUUUUUUUUUUUUUUUUUUUUUGUACAUUCCUCUUUUGUUGAUGCCCAGUGCCCAUUUCACCUCAGAUAGGAGCUUCUUCAUCGAUGAAUAGCAAUUGGACAUAGCGCUGACACCUGGAUUCAUAUUAACCAUGCUGAUGCAUUUGGCUGUGGUACUCUUCUAUUUUCUACAGAAAAAGAAAUUUGUUGGUAAUAAAAUAUGGGCAGUUUCACAAUGUUUUUGUAAUGAAGAUGGGAAAAUAAAGAAGCUGAGGUGAAUUUA
This is a messenger RNA of Fundulus heteroclitus (mummichog), 2670 nucleotides long. It is a transcript of the gene rpn2, whose product is annotated as ribophorin II. Lineage: Eukaryota; Metazoa; Chordata; Actinopteri; Cyprinodontiformes; Fundulidae. Gene Ontology annotation, biological process: protein N-linked glycosylation. Gene Ontology annotation, cellular component: membrane; oligosaccharyltransferase complex. The record is from RefSeq and is a predicted model, not a curated record. The coding region runs from base 72 to 2003 and encodes 643 amino acids. The transcript is spliced from 18 exons.